AUGGUGCUGCGGAUCCCCGUCAUCUCGACGAUCGAGGGCCUGGGCGCCGCCGUGCGCCAGCGUCUCGCGGCGUCCUCUGCCGCUGCGCAGCAAGUGGAGAUCGUGGACGUGCCCGCCCCGGCGCAGGCCUCGUGGCCGCUCGACGCAGCGCAACGCCGCGCGCUGGAAGACGCCGAGUUCGUGCUGGCCGACGCGAAUUUGGGCGCCCAGUUGCUACUGGCAAAAGACCCAUUUCCGCCGAAAGAGACCCUUUUGACGCGGGUGAAAUGGGUCCAAUCCACCUACGCCGGCGUGGAGCCCUUUUUCAAGCAGUUAGCACUCUCUAACCAGGCAACUCCCCCCACCUUCACCUUAACCCGCGCGGGCGGAAUUAUGCCCAAUGCCAUGGCCCAGUACGUCUUCGGCUGGAUCAUCGCGCUUGAGCGCAAAUUUCUGCAAGUGCAGGAUUACCAGAAACAGCAUAAUUAUGCUCGAGCCGAACUCGCGUACCGCUCCUUCCGGCCGCUGACCGUGGGCAUCCUCGGCCUGGGGGAGAUCGGCCAGGGCAUCGGCCGCUUGAUGAAGACGGCGGGCUUCCAGGUCGUAGGCUUCAAGCGCCGCACCAGUGCAGAAGAUGGCUACAAAUUGCAAGACUGCGCCGAUCGCGUGUCCUCCGACCUGGACGAGGUUUUGGGCGCGGCCGACUUCGUGGUGAAUAUUCUGCCCAGCACUUCGGCUACCCGUGGACUGCUCACGCUGGAGAAGUUGCAGGUGUGCAGACCCAAGCAGCCGGUGUUCAUCAACGUCGGACGGGGAGACGUCAUCAAGGAGUCGGAGCUGGCCCAGGCCCUGGACGACGGAGUCUUCUCCAAGGCGGUGCUGGACGUGUUUGAGACGGAGCCGCUGCCCAAGGAGAGCCCGCUGUGGACUCACCCGAACGUGCUGCUCACCCCGCACGUGUCGGCGUUGAGUCUGCCGGAAGAGGUGGCUGACGUGUUCGUCAAGAACUUGGAGCUGCGACUGAAGGACCAGCCGAUGUUGUACCCGGUCGACUGGGCCAACGGCUAUUAGGCUGGUGGGGGGAGCGAGAGUGACGGGAGUCCACACCUUUGGUACCAACGCCGCAAAAAGCACUCAGCUUCGUGAAAGCCGCAUCGGUGGGUCAUUUGCAAAAAAAUAAUCUCCAUCGUCGUCUACAAGCGGGUAAGUGAGCUUAAAAGAGGUUGUUGUGAAGUUCUUACAACUUCUGCUGGACUGAGUCCCCC
This is a messenger RNA of Phytophthora sojae, 1244 nucleotides long. RefSeq lists its product as hypothetical. The record is from RefSeq and is a predicted model, not a curated record. NCBI's taxonomy places the organism in Eukaryota, Oomycota, Peronosporomycetes, Peronosporales, Peronosporaceae. Bases 1 to 1050 code for a protein of 349 amino acids. The transcript has a single exon. Gene Ontology annotation, molecular function: NAD binding.